AAUGGAGUUUGAUGGGAGGAGUCUAAACCAGGGUACCGCUCCUUCAGCAUCAUUCAGCAUCUUUCCUGAGGAACAUCUCAAGGAGCUCCUGGUUUGCAAUGAAUGGAACCAAGUACCUGUAUGCUACCUGAAACAGGACAAAGUUAAGUUUACCAUAAGCGGCAUUUCCCUUAUACAACCCUACGGAUUAUGAAUCUGAAUGAAUUGUUGGAGACACUUUAGGACUCGACAAGAACUAUAUCAUUUUGAGAGAAUAGUGUCAGUAACAUUUUGGCUUUCUUGGCUGAACUCUGCCUUUCUGAGGAUGCCGGUUUCGAAAACUGAAGAAUCAAAAAAUGCUGGACAACCCUGUGGCCUGCCGAAGCUCCCUGUUCCCCCACUGAAGGAAACACUGGAAAUGUAUCUAAAGUGCAUGAGUCACCUCAUACCAGAGCACCAGUUCAAAAACACAAAGAGUAUUGUGGAGAAAUUUGGAGCACCUGGUGGAGUGGGAGAAUUGCUUCAGAAGAAGCUACUAGAGAGAUACAAUAAGAAAGACAAUUGGGUGUAUGACUACUGGCUUGAAGAUAUGUAUUUGAAUAACAGGGUAGCACUACCUGUCAACUCCAGUCCUGUUAUGGUCUUUCCAGAGCAAAACUUCAGAGGACAAAAUGAUGUCCUCAGCUAUGCUGCCCAUCUCAUUUCUGGUGUAUUACAGUAUAAAUCUCUCAUUGAUAGUAAUAACCUCCCUGUAGAAGAGGGUCGUGGGCAGCAGGCUGGAAAUCCUAUGUGUAUGGAUCAGUACAACAAGGUCUUCACAUCAUACCGCCUGCCAGGGCCCAAAACUGACAGUCUAGUGGUUCACAGGAGUACUAAAAGGCCUGACCCAGAACAGAUCAUAGUGGCUUGCAAGAAUCAGUUUUUUGCUUUGGAUGUGGGGAUAAACUUCUGCCAACUGAGUGAAAAAGACCUCUACACUCAGCUGGAGCGUAUCAGAAAGAUGGCGGACAGUGAGGAGGAGCGCCAACCUGCUAUUGGUCUGCUUACAUCAGACGGCCGAACGCAAUGGGCCAAGGCUCGCAGUGUACUGAUGCAAGAUUCCACCAACAGGGACUCUCUACACAUGAUUGAACGCUGUCUGUGCCUGGUGUGUUUGGAUGACCCGUCCGGCAUUGAAUUGACCGACAGCAACCGCGCCUCACUGAUGCUUCACGGAGGGGGCAAGGAUAAGAAUGGGGGAAACCGCUGGUACGACAAGCCCAUGCAGUUUGUAAUAGGUGCAGAUGGAUGCUGUGGCGUCGUCUGCGAACACUCGCCUUUCGAGGGAAUAGUGCUUGUGAAAUGUACAGAAUAUCUACUGAGCUACGUAAAACCCAGCUCAUCUAAGCUGUUGAGGGCAGCCAGCGUAAGUGAGCUCCCUGUUCCUAAACGUCUGCACUGGAAAUGUUCACCAGAAAUCCAAGCCUUACUCACUGACGCAGCAGAUAAUUUACAGAGACUUGUCCAGAAUUUGGACAUGAAUGUCUACCAAUUCAACAGUUAUGGCAAAGACUUCAUCAAGAAACAGAAAAUGAGCCCUGAUGCUUUUGUUCAAGUUGCCCUGCAGUUAACAUAUUACAGACGUCAUGGACGUCUAGUGCCCACCUAUGAGAGUGCAUCAAUACGUCGCUUUCAAGAGGGACGGGUUGAUAACAUCCGCUCUGCCACACCUGAGGCCCUAGCCUUUGUUAAAGCUAUGAGCAAUAGCGCCAACUCCACUGAUGCUGAGAAAAUGGAAAAGUUUAGAACUGCAAUCGAAGCCCAGAUCAGUUACACACGUCUGGCAGUGGCAGGCAAUGCAAUAGACAAUCACUUACUGGGGCUACGAGAGGUUGCCAAGGAGCUGAAAAUUGAGACGCCAGAGCUGUUUACUGAUCCAACCUAUCUCACCAGCAUCCAGUUCAUGCUCUCCACAAGCCAGGUCCCAACCACUGAGAAGAUGUUCUGCUGCUAUGGUCCAGUUGUCCCUAAUGGCUAUGGCGCCUGCUACAAUCCUCAGGCAGACCACAUCAUCUUCUGCGUGUCAAGCUUUCAUGACUCCGCAGAGACCAACUCAGAUUUGUUUGUGAAGACUCUUGAUGGGUGCCUGAUGGAAAUGCAAGAUCUAUGCAGAAAAUGCAACAUUCAAGCUACACCAGAAAAGAAGGCGGGAACUCCCAAGCUCAUGAAGAAUGGUAGAAAGUCAUAGCAAGAAGUAAGAACGACACUGGAUCAUCCUGAAUCGUUUAUAAAAUUGUAAAGAUGGCAGUAGUAUACAGUGGUGGAUUGGGAUUUUAGGAGUUAAACAAUCUAUGGGCUUGAUAAAGGAUUGUAAGGCUUACUACUCAUAUAAACAUAUGCAUAUUUUGGGUUUUAAAGAAUACAGGACAUGUUGAGAAAAUGACUGUACAUUUAAACUAUGUCUAGAUGUAUGUGUACAGAACAACCCAGAUAACAUAGACCAAUUACAGAUGCUACAGAAACAAUGAGAUCGUACGAAACAAGUAAAAUUAUAGUACAGUUUAUUAUAGCUAAUAAGUCCAAAGACUGCAACUGUGCAAUAUAGCAGAACAAUAUAUAUGAUAGUUAUAAAAACUAUAUUAUUUAUUAAUAAUAGUAUGCUACUUAUUCCUUAAAAUGCAGUUUAAAGAAAAAAACAGACAAUAUUUUUGCUUAAUAUGAUUAGACUACAAUUAACGAACUAAACAAAAAUAAAUAGUAUAUAAAAAAGGAAACGUUUAUUAAAAUAUUUGGAUUAAGAGGAAUUUAUCUAAAUCUGGGGUGGGGUGAUGUGCUCAGGGUUUCUCAGUUCUGAAUAUAAGAGUAUAUUAUACUGUAGCUGACAGUGUCACAAUAUAAGCUGCUACAGAACUGAAGCAAAAGCUGCUGUUUAACUUUGUUUCUGUGAGUAUAAACAUGUGUUUAAUGUACUAAAUUUUAAUAAUGUAUUUAUUCAGAAGAAAUUGGCAAAGUGUGUAUUUUGAGUCUCCAGUAUACAAACAAUAAGUCUGUAUCAGUCUAAAAUAAUUUUAAUUGUAUGGUAGUUAUUGUAUAUAUAUAUAUAUGUGUGUGUGUAAUGAGUGUUAUUAAUUUAAUUCUUAGUGGGUCAUAUUCUUACAAGCUAAAGCUGAGCUCUUAAAAAUACUAUAAGCUAGUGAAAGCAUUAGGCAGCAUAAAUAUUUAAGGAAUAUGGUCCACUGUGAAUCAGUAAUGCAUGAACAUGUAUGUAUGUAUGUAAUUUUGUGCAAUUGUCUACUUCCAGUGCAAUAAUAUUAGCAGGGAUUUAAAUUUCCAGUGCAAUAGUAACUUUAAGAUAAGAUAAAUAGUUUCAUUUAAGCAGGAGUUACAAAGGGAUUAGCCUUAUUUUAAAAAAAGGUCCAGUCAACAUUGUGACAAUAUGCUUGAAUAUUUCUGAAAGGUGUUACAAAAGUAUACAAUGAUGUGUUCAAAUGUAACAAAAAAGGCCUAUUGUGUAUAUAUAGGUAAAGAAUAGGUUUAUAAAUUGUGAAAAAUGCAGUGAAUACUUUUUUAAGUGUGUGCCAUUUCAAUAUUCUAUAUAGGACAGUUAAGGUAGAAAUUAUAAAUUCGAAAAUAUAAAAAAGUUAUCUCUUAAGCCAUUGAAAAUCGAUUUUAGCACUUAGCACAACUAAUUCUGAUUAUACUACAGUACAAGCUUAAGCCAGCCAAUUAUGUUACACUAGAUUGUAAAGAAAAUAUUACUUAUACAUAUGCAGAGAAAUAAUAGCCUUACAGUAGCUCAAGUAUAUUAACAUGAGUCCUUACUGUGGCCUUGAAAUGGCAUAAAAUGUGUAUGGGCAAUAUUUAAAAGAAACUACAUGUGAAAUCUAAAACAGAAUGUAUUAUGUUAAACUGAUGGUGAAGUGUGAAACUGUGAUGUUCUUUCAAAUAUUUAUUUUUCUAAGUUUUUGUUUUCAAAAGAUAGAUGGUCUAUUUAAUAAAAUCGCUGUAUUGUAACAAUGCCAUAAAAUUACUAAACAAA
Molecule: messenger RNA, 3997 nt
Organism: Paramisgurnus dabryanus
Lineage: Eukaryota; Metazoa; Chordata; Actinopteri; Cypriniformes; Cobitidae
Gene: chata
Product: choline O-acetyltransferase a
Biological process (GO): neuromuscular synaptic transmission; acetylcholine biosynthetic process
Cellular component (GO): cytoplasm; neuron projection
Molecular function (GO): choline O-acetyltransferase activity
Source: RefSeq, a predicted model, not a curated record